Messenger RNA from Stegastes partitus (bicolor damselfish), 1242 nucleotides. Its product is annotated as olfactory receptor 1361-like. The transcript is spliced from 4 exons. The coding region runs from base 1 to 1242 and encodes 413 amino acids. Gene Ontology annotation, molecular function: odorant binding; G protein-coupled receptor activity; olfactory receptor activity. Gene Ontology annotation, cellular component: membrane. Lineage: Eukaryota; Metazoa; Chordata; Actinopteri; Pomacentridae. The record is from RefSeq and is a predicted model, not a curated record. Gene Ontology annotation, biological process: G protein-coupled receptor signaling pathway; detection of chemical stimulus involved in sensory perception of smell.
AUGACAGUGAACUCAUCUGUGUCCUACUUCAUCCUAACAGCCUACAUCCACGUGGGAUCUCUGAGGUAUCUGUGCUUCCUGGUGGCCGCUCUGCUGUACGUGGCGAUCGUUUUCAUCAACACGUCGCUCAUCGUGGUGAUCUGUGUGAACAGGAGCCUCCAUGAGCCCAUGUACAUGUUCCUGUGCAGCCUGUUUGUCAAUGAGCUGUAUGGUAGUACAGGCUUGUUUCCACUGCUGCUGGUCCAGAUCCUCUCUGAUGUUCACUCUGUUCCUGCUUCUCUCUGCUUCCUGCAGAUUUACUGUAUUUACACGUAUGGAAAUGUGGAGGUUUGUAACCUGGCCGUCAUGUCCUACGACCGCUACGUGGCCAUCUGUCACCCUCUGCAGUACAGCACACGCAUGACGCCUCAGAGAGCUGCUCUCCUGAUUCUGGGGGUUUGGCUUUACUCUCUGCUGAAGUUCCUCAUCACGCUGUCCUUAAACGUGCGUCUGACUCACUGUGGAAACGCCAUCAACAGUCUGUACUGCCAGAACUACCUGGUGGUGAAGCUGGCCUGCUCGGACGCCCGAGUCAACAACGUUUAUGGACUGUUUGCCGUGUUCGUGUCCAUCAUCAUCCCUCUGAUUCCCAUCAUGUUCUCCUACACCAGAAUCCUCCAGGUGUGUUUUUCUGGCUGUAAACAGACUCGGCAGAAAGCCGUCACCACCUGCACCCCUCACAUCGUCUCCCUGCUCAACUUCUCCUUCGGCUCCUGCUUCGAGAUCUUUCAGAGCAGGUUUAGCCGAAGCAGCCUGCCCGUCAUGCUGCGCCUCCUGCUGUCGCUGUACUUCCUCAUCAUUCAGCCGCUGCUCAACCCCGUCAUGUACGGCAUGCAGAUGUCCAGGAUCAGGAGAGCGUACCAGGAUCUGAUCUGCUGUCGGACACUCAGGAUCCUCCACAGGUCCAAACUGAAGUGUGAAUGUGUUCUGGUUCUUUCCUCUGUGACGAUCUUCUGCUUGUACACGUAUGGACAUGUGGAGUUUUGUAACCUGGCCGUCAUGUCCUACGACCGCUACGUGGCCAUCUGUCACCCUCUGCAGUACAGCACACGCAUGACGCUGACCAGAGCAGCAGUGUGUAUCAGUCUCCCGCUGCUCAACCCCGUCAUGUACGGCAUGCAGCUGUCCAGGAUCAGACAGACGUACCGGCACGUGUUCUGGUACAAGGUUUGGGCUCGUCACCGAGACGGGACCGAGGCGUGA